Molecule: messenger RNA, 1188 nt
Organism: Mirounga angustirostris (Northern elephant seal)
Lineage: Eukaryota; Metazoa; Chordata; Mammalia; Carnivora; Phocidae
Gene: SFTPD
Product: surfactant protein D
Exons: 8
Coding region: 61-1188 (375 amino acids)
Cellular component (GO): extracellular matrix
Source: RefSeq, a predicted model, not a curated record
GCCUGCCAAGGAAAGCCUAGUUGGACUGGAGAUCCUGGAGUCCCAGAAGAAGCAACUGCCAUGCUUCUCCUCCCUCUCUCCAUGCUGAUCCUGCUCACACAGCCCCUGAGGUCACUGGGAGCAGAAAUGAAGACCUAUUCCCAGAGAGCAGCGGCCAGCACCUGCACCCUGAUCAUGUGUAACCCCGUGGAGAAUGGCCUGCCCGGUCGUGAUGGACGGGAUGGAAGAGAGGGCCCCCGGGGCGAGAAGGGGGAUCCAGGUUUGCCAGGAGCUGUAGGGAGAGCCGGGAUGCCUGGACCAGCUGGCCUAGUUGGGCCCAAAGGGGACAAUGGCUCUGCGGGAGAGCCUGGACCAAAGGGAGACUCCGGACCAUCUGGACCUCCGGGACCUCGAGGCAUGCCUGGUUCAGCUGGCAGAGAGGGUCCAUCAGGGAAGCAAGGGAACGUAGGACCUCAAGGCCCACCUGGCCCUAAAGGAGAGGCCGGGCCCAAAGGAGAAGCGGGUGUGGCCGGCAAGCCGGGCUCUGCGGGGACACAAGGUCCCACAGGUGUUAAAGGAGAGAGAGGUGCCCCGGGUGAGCACGGAGCCCCUGGGAGUGCUGGGGCAGCAGGACCUGCUGGAGCCAUGGGUCCACCGGGACCUCCAGGUGCCAUAGGGCCCCCGGGACUGAAGGGGGACAGAGGUGCUCCUGGGAACAAAGGAGAGAAGGGAGAGAGUGGGCUUCCGGACAUCACUGCUCUGAGGCGGCAGGUGGAGGCCUUGCACGGACAGGUACAACACCUCCAGAAUGCCUUCUCUCAGUAUAGGAAAGUGGAGCUCUUCCCCAACGGCCGAGCUGUUGGGGAGAAGAUCUUCAAGACAGCGGGUUUUGAAAAGACUUUUGAGGACGCGCAGCAGGUGUGUAUGCAGGCGGGGGGACAGAUGGCCUCCCCACGCUCUGCAGCCGAGAACGAGGCCCUGCAGGAGCUGGCCACUGUUCAGAACAAGCCUGCUUUCCUGAGCAUGACCGACAUCAAGACAGAGGGCAAUUUCACCUACCCCACCGGGGAGCCCCUGGUCUAUUCCAACUGGGCCCCGGGGGAACCCAACAACAAUGGCGGCUCAGAGAACUGUGUGGAGAUCUUUACCAACGGCAAGUGGAACGACAAGGUCUGCAGGGAGCCGCGCCUGGUGGUCUGCGAGUUCUGA